AUGGCGUUACAGACCACAAUCCGUUUACUGCUAUCGCUGGACCCUACGAAACGUCCGAUAGCUCGUGCAAUUCUAGCAUCGCCGUUCAUCGAAUCGGGUCCGAUCAAGACGCUUCGGAUGUUGCAGAGUUUGGUCGGGUUUGAGCCGGUGGUUCAAGCAAAAUUUCUGACAACGCUACCUAAAGCGAUCGAUGGCUUCUCGCCGCGUGUGCUCCGUGACAUGGUGAUCCCAGGCCUUCACUUAGUGGUGACCAACAAGGCUAUGUCUCCAUUUGUCAUCACGCUGCUACUCAAGAUCGUGUUCAAGGUCGACAAGCAAAUGUUCUCGCACUCGGUUGCAUCAAUCGUGAUCCUGCUGCUGGCGAUCACGGAGCCUGUCCAGUGCAUGCUGGUGAUCCGUGUCUUAGAACUAGAGACGCUCAUCCCAAAGACAGAGGACGCUACAUUCGUGGCCACAUUGUUCCCAUGCUGUGCCGGGCACUCGAUAGCACAGUGCCCAAAAUUUUUAACACGAUGCUCGACAAGAUUGAGUGAACAAUGUCAACUUCUCUCCACCGUAGCCGUCUGUGCGGAUCAGUGCAUUGCUCUGGCUGGCAAAGUCGUUCAACGUGUUUGA
Peronospora matthiolae is the source of this 615-nucleotide messenger RNA. Lineage: Eukaryota; Oomycota; Peronosporomycetes; Peronosporales; Peronosporaceae. The record is from the annotation of a GenBank genome assembly.